CCGGGUGCGCUCCGUCCGGUGCGGCCGCCGCGGGGCCAUGGCCGGGACCGGGGGCAGCUCCACGCUCAGGCGGUGCCUCGAGGUGCUCCGGGACGCGAGGAACGACAACGAGCAGUUCGCAGCGCUGCUCCUGGUGACCAAAGCGGUCAGAGCUGGGGAAGUCGAUGCCAAGACCCGUCGCCAGAUCUUUGAUGCAAUCGGAUUCACGUUUCCCACUCGCCUGCUGGCGUCUGGGAAGCCACCACCCGGCUGCCCCGAUUACACCUUCCGGGCGCUGGGCCUUACCCUGCUGGCAUGCUUCUGCACCGAUCCGGAGCUGGCAGCACAUUCCCAGGUGCUGAACAAAAUCCCAACCUUCAAUGACAUCCUGCUUUCCCCGUGCGAUCCGGACAGCACGUCCAUGGUUGAUGAUGUGUACCAGUGCCUCAGCGCUGUCAUGGCCACGAGCAGGGGGCCCAGAGAGCUGGUGACCAAAGGGACAGUGUCUGCCCUGUGCCAGGCCUAUGUGAAUGGCAGUUAUGGCUCUGACCGUGCUUUGGCUCUGCUCCUGGGGCUGUUGGCCGUAGCAGAGGAGAAGUGCUGGCAGAGAGAUGCUCCACACCUCCUGGCCGUGCUGAGCAAGCUCUCCGAGGAUUUCCUCCAGACUGAAGACAUGACCAAAUUUGAGCUGUGCAAGGUUCUGCCUCAUUUCAUCCCCCUGUCACCACCGCUCACACAGGACCCACAGGGCUCUGAGUGCCUCCAUAGGCUUUACAAAGGGCUGGCCAACAUCUUGGGCAGUAAACUCAGCCAGUCGCAGCGGGACCCUGCCCUCAAGCUCGCUGCCUGCCUCGUGCAGGCCUAUGGGUCAGAGUGGAUCCCAGCAGGCAGUGCUGGAAGCAAGUUCCUGGCCUUGUUGGUGAACUUGGCUUGUGUGGAGGUCCGCCUGACCCUAGAAGAGCCAGAUCCUUUGGAGGCGGAGGGGAAGAAAGAAGUGGUAACAGCCUGCUAUGUCCUUAUUGAGAUGGGGAUCCAGGAGUGCCUGAGAGAAGAGAAACCACUGCUCGAGGAGGUGCAGAAAAUGCAGCUUAUGAGGAUCAUGGAGGAGGCAUUUGGAGCUGUAAUAUUCUACCUGAGGCAGGUUAAACAGGAGGAGCUACAAGACCCUUUCAUAUUUGCUUCCGUUCGAAUCCUUGGAGCCUGGAUGGCAGAAGAGACAUCCUCCCUCAAGCAGGAAAUCUGCGAGCUCUUGCCCUUCCUUGUUCUUUAUGCCAAAAGGUUUUUCAAAGAGGGCAGCUCAGCUGGGAGUCCUUCCCAGCCAGAGCUGGUCAGCAAGGAGGGCUCUGGCUUACCCCAAGAUGCUCUGAGGUUUCUGCUACCUGGUUUUUGCCAUUUAACAGCAGAGGACAGGCCCCGGGACAUCCUCAUCUCAGAAGGGGCACCAGCACUGCUGUGUGAAUACUUCCUCCAUCAGUGGGAGGUGCUGACCUCCAAGCCUGGGUCCCUGACUCCACUGACAAGCACUGAAAUGAGUCUGCAGACCAUGUGUGGGAUUUUCCUUAACCUGGUUGUGACAGCACCAGACCUUAUCAGGCGAGACAAAACCUUUUCCUGCCUGAUGGACACGUUGCUGAAGUCUCUUCCACUCCUGCUACCCCAAAAGGGUCACCUGGCUCUAGCAGCAAACAUUGCCACUCUGGGCCUGAUGAUGGCCAGGAUCCUUGCAGGCUCCACAGCUCUCCAGGGGACACAGAGUACCAAGGAGUUCUUUGGAGCUGCUAUUUCCUUCCUAUCCCAGGCCCACACUGCCCAAACAGAGCCUGGCAGUGACAGCUUGACCUUGGCCGUUUCGCCUGCCUACAUGAGUGCCUGGGCUGACAUCAGUGAGCUCUGGUUCCUGGGAAUGCAGGCCUUGGCUGGCUGCAUCCCUCUUUUCCCCUGGCUGCCACAAGCCAUGCUCCAGGCACGGUGGCUGGAAGGGGUCUCCGAGCUCCUGACCCAUGUUGCUGCAGCCUCCGUGGACUUUGAGCUCAUCGCUGCUUUCCAGGGGGUGCUGGUGGAGCUGGCCAGAGCCAGCAAGCCCUGCAGGGACGUGAUCCUGUCACACCACGGCCGGGAGUGGGCCAACCUCUAUGGUAUGGCAGCUUUGGAACAGUGUCUGUCUGAGCAGUGAAGAGCCAGCAGCACCCUGGUGUGGGGAGCAGUCAGCACAAGAUCUGUUCAACAUCUGCCCCACAGCCUUUGGUGCCAAGUGGGGACAAAACCACAUUCAGAUUACCAACCUUUCUAAGCCUGGAGUGAUGCAGCAGAACUCAGCACUGCCCAACCUGUGCACACAACUGUUGCUGCCUCAGAACGUUUCAACAUACACCUGCUUGACCCUCUUUCUCUAUUUCUUCUCAAAAGCAGCCUGUGUAUUAAAGAUGUUUUUCUGUGGCUUUGUUUUUCAA
Molecule: messenger RNA, 2429 nt
Organism: Melopsittacus undulatus (budgerigar)
Lineage: Eukaryota; Metazoa; Chordata; Aves; Psittaciformes; Psittaculidae
Gene: NCDN
Product: neurochondrin
Exons: 6
Coding region: 38-2152 (704 amino acids)
Biological process (GO): neuron projection development; regulation of neuronal synaptic plasticity
Cellular component (GO): dendrite
Source: RefSeq, a predicted model, not a curated record